Messenger RNA from Cajanus cajan (pigeon pea), 1889 nucleotides. It is a transcript of the gene RANBPM, whose product is annotated as SPla/RYanodine receptor (SPRY) domain-containing protein. Lineage: Eukaryota; Viridiplantae; Streptophyta; Magnoliopsida; Fabales; Fabaceae. The record is from RefSeq and is a predicted model, not a curated record. Gene Ontology annotation, molecular function: protein binding.
GCUAGACCUUACCUUAAUUAAUUAAUUAGAAUUUAGAAAGAAAUAAAUAGGAGAGGGUGAUGGUUUUGAUCUGAAAUUCUGAAUAGAUAGCGAUUACGGUGGUGUGCGAUUGAAGAAAAGAAAAGUAUAUUGUGAGGGUGUUGGAAAUUGAAAGAAAAAGAAGGUGGUAGGGUUUGUAUUGUGAAUUGUAAUAUAGCGAUGAGUGAGAGUAACGGGAACAGCAAGAGGAGAAAUGUGGAAGAUCAAGAUCUGGGACUGUACUUCUUGGAGGCGUGUAGGGAUAGGGAAAUGAAAGAGGGAGUGAUGGAGGAAGAGGAAGAGGCACCGAGGGAGCUGAACACGAUUAACAGCUCUGGUGGUUUCGUGGUGGUGUCAACUGACAAGCUGUCAGUCAAGUAUACGAGCGUGAACCUUCACGGCCAUGACGUGGGUGUGAUUCAGGCCAACAAGCCUGCUCCUACGAAGCGCCUCAUUUACUAUUUCGAGAUUCACGUCAAGGAUGCGGGCGUUAAGGGCCAGAUUGCCAUUGGCUUCACCUCUGAGACCUUCAAGAUGCGAAGACAGCCAGGGUGGGAGGCCAAUAGCUGCGGCUACCACGGCGAUGAUGGUCUGCUUUAUCGUGGACAUGGCAAGGGGGAGGCCUUUGGCCCAACCUUUACAUCUGGUGAUGUAGUUGGUGCCGGAAUUAACUAUGCCGCCCAUGAAUUCUUUUUCACGAAAAAUGGCCAAGUCGUUGGCUCUGUUUACAAAGACAUGAAGGGCCCCCUUUUUCCAACCAUUGCUGUUCAUAGCCAAAAUGAAGAGGUACAUGUCAACUUUGGGCAGAAACCAUUCACUUUUGACCUAAAGGAAUUUGAAGCACAAGAAAGAAUGAAGCAGCAACUGAAAAUAGAGGAAAUUUCUGUGCCACCAAAUGUCAGUUAUGGAAUUGUUCGCUCCUACCUGCUACACUAUGGCUACGAAGAUACAUUAAAUUCAUUUGAUGUGGCUAGUAAAAGUACUGUUCCUCCUAUAUACAUAGCCCAAGAAAGUGGAAGUGAUGAUCAGGAAAUAACAUAUGCUUUAAACCACAGAAAGACUCUACGGCAGCUAAUUAGGAACGGGGACAUUGAUGUUGCAUUUGGUAAAUUGCGUGAAUGGUAUCCACAGAUUGUUGAGGACAAUACGUCAGCUACAUGUUUUCUGCUUCAUUGCCAAAAAUUUAUCGAAUUAGUUCGGGUUGGAGCACUUGAGGAGGCUGUCAAAUAUGGAAGAAUAGAAUUGACAUGUUUUUUUGGGUUGCCUGUCUUUGAGGAUUUAGUUCAGGACUGUGUUGCUUUGCUGGCAUAUGAACAGCCUCUGGAAUCCUCCGUAGGUUAUCUUCUGAAAGACUCGCAGCGUGAAGUUGUAGCUGACACAGUAAAUGCCAUGAUAUUGUCCACAAAUCCGAAUACGAAAGAAUCUAAACAUUGCUUGCACUCCUAUCUUGAGAGGUUACUUAGACAGCUCACUGCUUGCUGCUUAGAGAGACGAUCGUUGAAUGGAGAGCAGGGAGAAGCUUUCCAACUUCAUAGAGUGCUUAGCAGUAGUAAAAGAGGCUAGUGCUAGGUAAUAUAUCUAUUGAUCUUCUCAUAUUACUGUUCAUAUGUCUAUUGAUCUUACGCCGUUGUUCAUAUUGCCCCGGGAUUUGUAACAAUGCCAAGUGAUCAAAUUGAUCUUAGGGUCUCAUAUACGUGUCCCCCAUCCAUUUACUAGAUGCAUGCGUAUUCAUUUCUUUGGCAAGAAAAAGGGGAGGGGGUGUCUCUAUGCAUUCAAUCUUGUAACCUCAUCAUCAUUAAACAAUGAAAAGGAAAAAUGAAUCCAGCAAUGAUUUCAAGUUGAAAAAAUUGUUGACAUAUAAAUUUUAACGA